Messenger RNA from Blastomyces gilchristii SLH14081, 2397 nucleotides. Its product is annotated as hexokinase. Gene Ontology annotation, biological process: glycolytic process; glucose 6-phosphate metabolic process; intracellular glucose homeostasis. The transcript has a single exon. The record is from RefSeq and is a predicted model, not a curated record. Bases 234 to 2015 code for a protein of 593 amino acids. Gene Ontology annotation, molecular function: glucokinase activity; fructokinase activity; ATP binding. NCBI's taxonomy places the organism in Eukaryota, Fungi, Ascomycota, Eurotiomycetes, Onygenales, Ajellomycetaceae. Gene Ontology annotation, cellular component: mitochondrion; cytosol.
AAACCAAAAGCUGAUCUUGAGGGCAGAAAAAUGUGUUCAGGCUUUUGAAACUGGUUAUAUGAGCUGUACCUGAGCUCUUAUCGUGGCCCUUUUGGAAAUCCGUUCUCCGGCUUGCAUCCAGUAUAUAAAAUAAUAUACACCCAGUGCCACUUAUCGAUCAUCUAUCUCAACCCUCAUUCCUUCAACUAAAGAGUGCCAUUGGAGGGCAUACCAAUAUACCUCUUUUUCCCACGAUGGCAGACGCACUUGCAAAGAUGAACCGCCGCAUGCGGGCCUUCUUCCACAACAUCAUGACGCUCUUGAAGCGCAUGAUGAUGAUCCCUUCGCGGGCAGGGGAUGCAUCCGUCGCGAGGCAAGAGUCCUUCAGCAGCUCCAAACGACGCCGCCGGUCGCUCGAUGAUUUGUCGCAAGAGGUGGAUCGCCUUUUCACAGGACACCUGGGCGUUUCGAACCUGCUCUCCAUGUCGAAAAAGAUCCGAGCUCAGAUCGACAUAGGUGCGAAGACUAGUCCAGUCUGCAUGUUGCCAUCGUUCAACCAUACGCUACCCACUGGAAAGGAGUCCGGAACGUACAUCGCCAUGGAUCUAGGAGGUUCGACUUUCCGAGUUGCCCUUGUUGAACUUUCAGGAGGUGGGAAAAUGAGGAUUGUGCGUAUGACUUCUUCUGUGAUUGAUGAGACUGUGAAGAAGCUGGAGGGGAAGGCUUUCUUUGUAUGGAUGGCGGGAAAGAUCGAGGAGAUGUUAAGUGCCGGCGAGGAGAAGUAUGGUAUGGAAUCGGAACCCUUGCCAAUGGGACUAUCGUGGUCGUUCCCGAUCGACCAAACCUCGAUACGUAGUGGGCGUGUCAUUGCAAUGGGGAAGGGAUUCCUGUGUUCUAACGGCACUGUGGGUGACGACCUGAGCGAGUUGAUUAUGGAGGCUUGUAGGCAGCGGAAUCUUAAUGUUCGCAUUGACGCGAUCAUUAAUGAUAGCUCCUCGACACUCCUCUCGCGGGCAUACGAGGACACAUCGACCCGAGUCUCUUUGAUAUUGGGAACUGGUACCAAUGCUGCCAUCCAUUACCCAGUCCAUGCCAUAGGGCUGGACAAGUUUGGAACUCGGCCAGCUGAAUGGUUUGCUCAAGCGGAUCAUGUCAUUGUCAACACCGAGCUCAGCAUGUUUGGCGGUGGUGGGGUUUUGCCAACUACGAGAUGGGAUGAUGUCCUCAACCAGACACAUAUAAAGCCUGAUUACCAACCCCUGGAAUAUAUGUGCACAGGGCGAUAUCUCGGCGAGAUCGUGCGUCUCAUCGCAGCCGAAGCGGUGAAGACAGCAGGCCUGUUUGGAGGUACUCUUCCAGAAUCCCUCCAAGUCCCAUACACGUUCGACACCAGCAUCGCCGCGUUCAUCCAAGCAGACACCUCUCCCUCCUUAGCGUCUUCAUCCGCCUACCUCCAAAAACACCAUACUUUCGCCACUGCCCCAUCUCAAGCGGACCUCUUAUUCCUUAAACAAAUAUGCACCUCCGUCACACGAAGAGCAGCCGCCUAUCUCGCCGCAGCCAUCCAUGCCUUAUGGUGUCUACGAAAUUCUAGCGAAGCUCCCGCCCUCCCGCCAACGCCAGACUCCGUCACAUCCUCCUCUACAUCAAACGACAACGGCAACGGCGAUGUCAAUUCAGAGAUGCCAUCCGACCUAAACAAGAAGCGCACCAACAACACCAACACCACCAGCACGACCACUGCCACCGCCACCAGCGACUACAACGUCACGAUCGCUUGCGACGGUUCCGUCAUCAACAAAUACCCGGGUUUCCAUGACCAGUGCCAACAAUUCCUCAACGACCUGACUCUCGAACGAGAUCCUUCACAGCCCUCCCGCCCCAUCUCCCCACCAGACUCAGCCACAACAUCACCUUCCAAGCAGGCAAUCACCACUGUAAUAACUUCGUCGCCAUCCAUCACGCUUGAAAGAGCCAAUGAGAGCGCUAUCUUUGGUGCUGCGGUUGCGGUUGCUGUUGCUGUUUCAGAACAUUAGACUUUUUGCGUUCUUGCGUUUUUGCUAUUUUGUUUUCAUUUGAGAUCAUUUUUAUUAUUAGAGAGUUUCUUCUUUUCGAAAAGAAAACACACCUCCUUUUUUUCACACCCUUUUUUUCACACCCUUUUUUUCACACCCUUUUUUUCUCCCCCUUUAGCCCCUUCAUCUAGUCAGGAUGGGAACGUACUCUAAAAUGAUGAAUUCAGAUCAAUACCAAGACCAGGUUGAGGAUUGUGUUUUUUACCAACCAACUUCCUCCUUCUCUAUCGCCUUGAUUUUAAUUCUGAUUUUUGUAGGCAAUCCCCCCUUACUCUACACCUCCCUUACCCCCACGGCCCCCACGGCCCACACCCCCACAUUUUCUUGUCGAGAGCGAUUCAGA